AUGCUGCCAGCGCGGACCAAGGAGCUCGCGGCCGUCCUCGAGAAGGCCAUGCGCGCGUCCUCGGGCUUGAAGACGCUCCGGGCGUCGACCUCUGCGUCGCCCUUCCAGGCGCUCGUCCAUGACUACUACCUCCCCAUCUUCGCCUGGGCCGAGUCCCAAUACGACCGCCUCAACCCGCCGGCCGCGACGACCAAGACCUGCCUCGUCCUUGGCCUUAGCUGCGUGCAAGGCGGGGGCAAGACGACCAUGACGUCGUACUUGGAGCUGCUCUUCAAGGCCACAGGAAAGAACUGCGCGGUGCUCUCGAUCGACGAUGCCUACUACACGCGGGACGGGCAGCGCCGCGUCGCCGAAGCGCACCCUGGCAACCCCCUUCUCGAGUUCCGCGGCAACCCUGGGACGCACGACGUGAACCUUUUGCUCGACAUCAUCGCGCAAGCCAAACAAGGCGCCGACGUCGUCGUGCCCCGCUACGACAAGUCUGCCUUUGAAGGCCGCGGUGACCGUGCGCCGCAAGACGCGUGGCAGCACCAUGCGGGACCCCUCGACGUGCUCGUCAUCGAAGGCUGGUGCUUGGGGUUUGAAGCAUCCAGCCUCGCCUUGAGCCACCCGCACUUGACUCCGAUCAACGAAGCGCUCAAAGAGUUUGACCGCAUCUACGCCGAGCUCACCGCGAUGCUAGUCAUCCAGGUGCCCGACGCGCACUGCGUCUACACGUGGCGCGAGGAAGCCGAGGCCGACAUGCGCGCCCAAGGCAAGCCCGCCAUGACGUCCGCCCAAGUCGCCGACUUUGUCGACCGCUUCAUGCCCGCGUACGAUGCGUACUUGCAGCGGUUUUACGCGGCGAUGAACACGAGCCGGGAUGGCCGCGGGUUGGCGCAGAAGCCGCGCCUCGUCGCGCGCAUCGACCGCCAGCGGACGUGCGUUGCAGUCCAGACGUAUGCCGGAGGCGUCACGACGCCAACGGGCGCAUCGUAAACGGGC
This is a messenger RNA of Saprolegnia parasitica CBS 223.65, 984 nucleotides long. RefSeq lists its product as hypothetical. Gene Ontology annotation, cellular component: cytoplasm. The record is from RefSeq and is a predicted model, not a curated record. The transcript is spliced from 6 exons. Bases 1 to 978 code for a protein of 325 amino acids. Lineage: Eukaryota; Oomycota; Saprolegniomycetes; Saprolegniales; Saprolegniaceae.